Rosa chinensis is the source of this 593-nucleotide messenger RNA. RefSeq names its product protein RALF-like 24. Lineage: Eukaryota; Viridiplantae; Streptophyta; Magnoliopsida; Rosales; Rosaceae. The transcript has a single exon. The record is from RefSeq and is a predicted model, not a curated record. The coding region runs from base 1 to 456 and encodes 151 amino acids.
AUGGCUGACCCCUUUAUGAGCCAUCCAACUACCCAGAAUCCCACUCUCCCAGUCCCAAAAACAAAAACACAAAGAAGCCCCAAAACAGAGAACAUCAAAAUGUCCAAACUCAGAGACAAUCCCAUCUUAAUCUUGUAUCUUGGCCUCCUCUUAAUCCUUACCCAUUUCUCAAUCUGCAAUGGGGCGUCAGUUCUUGACCUCAGUGCACUCAAAGGAAGUGAAAUUGAUGUCAAGGUUAGGGACUUCAUAACAGAGCCAGAGAUGGACUCAGAGAUAAGUAGAAGAGUGCUAGCAAUGCAGAAGAAGUACAUAAGCUAUGAGACACUGAGGAGGGACUUGGUUCCUUGUGCAAGGCCAGGGGCUUCAUACUACAAUUGCCAUGCUGUGGCCAACCCUUAUAAUAGAGGCUGUGAGGUUAUCACAGGAUGUAGAGGUACACAUGACAUCAAAACUUGAGAAAAGGGAAGUAGCAAUUCAUUUUCUUGUUCUUCGUGUUGUAUCUGAUGUGGGUUUUUAGUUAUGAAUGUAUAUUUGAGACCCAUAUGUUGAAAUUCUAUACUAAAUUACUAAUGUUCACUGGCAUAAAUUGGAGA